ACCGACCCAGCUUACGUGCUGUCCCUGGACCUCGAGAAGUGUUACGACUGGAUGGACUUGCACAUCCUGCUGGAGCUGACCAACCACUUGGGCUUGGACAUCUGCGGGCACCCAACGGACGUCGUGCUGCAGGGCGACAACCUCGUCGGCGUACCGCAGGGCUGUCCUAUGGCGUGUAUUCUGUGCAACUUAACUUCAAUCAUGUGGCACUUGGCAGUGGAGCGGGCGGUACCCACGGCGACGCUCUUCUCCUACAUCGACGACAGGUUCAUUCUGGCUCAUUCGUGGCAAGAACUCGCCGACGCUCUGGCAGCCACACGCGAGAUUGACCGUGCCAUUGGCCCAGACUUGAACGUGCCGAAGUGCGCCCGCGGG
Molecule: messenger RNA, 375 nt
Organism: Prorocentrum cordatum
Lineage: Eukaryota; Dinophyceae; Prorocentrales; Prorocentraceae
Source: the annotation of a GenBank genome assembly